Molecule: messenger RNA, 738 nt
Organism: Clonostachys rhizophaga
Lineage: Eukaryota; Fungi; Ascomycota; Sordariomycetes; Hypocreales; Bionectriaceae
Source: the annotation of a GenBank genome assembly
AUGACUACCGCCCACAGACCUACCUUUGAUCCCGCACGUGGCAAGGAGGCCCAGCGCGGCCCAGCCUUCCACACGCGCAUGCUCCCCGCCCACACACAGCUCAAGUUCCGUAAAGCAGGCCAGGGAGGCGCCGGCGACGGCGAAGACGAGCUCUCGCAGACCGACCUCGCCGCCGAGCUGCUGGCCGCCGAGGCCGUCCACUUUAACAAGAAGAACGGGGGAGCUCCCACCGCCGACGAGGACGACGAGGAUGCGGAGCACACUACUCUCGCCGGCCUGAAGCGGCCGCACCAGAUCGAGGGUAAAGAGGGCGAGGACGGCGAGGAAGACCUGGAAGCGAAGCGGCGGCGGAUCCUAGCGGAGACGCGGGAGAUGGACGCGGACGACGACGACGACAGCGCAGAGGACGAGGAUGACGAUAGUGAUGACAGCGACGACGACGAUGAGGAUGCGGAGCUGCAGAGGGAGCUGGAGCGGGUGAGGCGGGAGCGCGAGGAGAAGAAGCGCAAGGAGGAGGAGGCCCGGGCCAAGGAGGAGGAGGAGGCGAGGGAGCGGGACAUUGCGCUGGGGAACCCGCUGCUGAACAAGCAGGACUUCACGAUGAAGCGGCGGUGGGACGACGAUGUCGUCUUUAAGAACCAGGCUCGCGGGACGGAGGAUAAGGGCAAGAAGGAGUUUGUCAACGACAUGAUUCGCUCUGAUUUCCACCGAAGAUUCAUGAGUAAAUACGUUAGAUAG